UGUCUCCUCUCCCUUCUCUUCUUGUAUUCUGCCAUGAGCUUUUCUCUGUCUCCUUGGAGGGGGAGUGCUCUUUGAGGUAGGACAUGUAUGGAGGGCAGAGGGCUAGUUGAUGCCCACUGGCUGGGGUUUCCCCUCUGUUCCACUCUCCCAGCUUUGGCUGGGCAGUCAGCAGAUUAAUGCCUUGGCCAUGCAGUGAGGAUCUGGCUACCUGCUCAAACUUUUAGACUAGCUCAAUCCUAAGUAGCAGUGCCUAUGUAGCUGUCCAGGCCUGCCCUUCUCUGCCACUGCCACUGUAUAACAUGGGUCUAGGGCUGAUGUGCAUGUCCUCCAUGCCCCCCACCCAGGCCUGUCUUCAUUUAUCUGAAUACUCACAGUCUCCUCCUCAGGAAGUGCCAGAGCCUGUAGUGGCUGUAGACAUGUGUGUGUGAGUGUUUGUAUGUCAGAAACCUCAGCAGGAAAUGCCUCAUCACAGGAGCUCCUAUCAGCCUCCUUGAACAACAACGUGGGCUCACUGGCCCUUGGCUCCGACUCCAUUCACUCCCAGCCUCGCACACUGGACCAUGCAGAACCCCUGCAGCCUCAGCCUCCUCCUGUUCUACUGCUUCCUGGUGGCCAGCCUGGAGCAGGAUGACUAUGAUGUGGAGAAUAACAACGGAACUGAAAGUGCAGAUGCCCACAACAAUGAGACCUCCUCACCCUCCAUCCUUUGCCCGAGGAGCUUCCCUGGCAAGAAGAUGUACUUCAAUAAUACCACCUACCUGUGUAUUGGGACAGAAUCCAGGGAGUACCUGUUCAGCUGGGUCUCCAGAGCGUUGGUCCCUUCACUCUAUACUCUUGUCUUCUUGGUGGGCUUGCCUGCCAAUGGCUUAGCUUUGUGGGUGCUGGCUACUAAGAUCCAGAGACUCCCUUCCACCAUCUUUCUGAUGAACCUUGCCGUGGCUGAUCUGCUCCUUGUUCUGGUCCUACCCUUCAACAUCUCCUACUACUUCAUGGGUCAUCACUGGGUCUUUGAGGAGGGGCUCUGUCGCCUAGUGACUGCCUUUUUCUAUGGAAACAUGUACUGUUCCAUGUUGCUCCUGGCCUGCAUCAGCCUGGACAGGUACCUGGCCAUUGUCCACCCGUUCUUCUCCCGUUCUGUGCGCAGCCCCACUUUUGCUGCCUGCCUCUGUGCCAUUGUCUGGCUUGGGGCAGCCUCCCUAACCCUGCCCCUGGCUGUCCAACGCCAGUCCUACCCAUUGCAUGGCAGUUCUGGGCACAUCCUGUGCCAUGAUGUGCUCCCCCAGGAUGAGCAGGUCGGCCAGUUCCUGAAUAUCUUUGUCUGCCUUGUUGUUUUGGGCUUCUUCCUCCCGCUGCUGGUCAUUCUCUUCUGCUACGGUUCUGUCAUCUACGCGCUGGUGGCCAGUGGGGAAAGGUACAGCUAUGCUAUCAAGCUCACUGUGCUGGUGCUGGUCUCAGCUGUCAUACUCUUUACUCCCAGCAACAUACUGCUGCUCAUCCACUAUUCUGACCCCAGGACCAAUGGUUUUGGAAAUCUCUACUUCUGGUACGUUCCCAGCUUGGCCAUCAGCACCCUCAACAGCUGUGUGGACCCUGUCAUUUAUUACUACGUAUCUGAAGAGUUCAGGGACAAAGUAAAGAGGAGGCUUUGUCAGCAGAACAAGCACAUGCUCACAGUCCAGAAAACUUCUAAGGAAGAUGUUCCUGGGCUGGGUACCCGUUCCACAUCUCUGGUAUAGAAAUUCAUUUGAUGCACACUAGCUCUGGUCUGAAGGUAGGAGACAGUGGCUUUCUGACUCUUGCAUAGAAGGGCCUAUUUAUCUGUGUCAGCCCCAAGGGAAUCUCCCUUGUCAUUGUCCCUCAGUUCUCUGUGAUCUCACCUUCAUCCUUGCCCCAGUAAACUUUGGAAAGAUGAGAGGGCUUAAGCACGAGAGCUUCUGCUCUCCACUGCUCCCUGCUUCCACUUCAUCAAGAGGACUUUCACCUUGAAGACCCAACGGCAUUUCCAGGGAGGUCCAGGACACUGUUCCCUGUUGGAUAUGUUCUGAUGGAUCUGAGGCUGUCUGUGCUAAGGAAGAGAAAAUUUGGUGGGGCCAGAAGUUAUGGUAGGGUGGGUGAUGGGUGGAUCUGCUUUCUAGUGAUUUAAAGAAAGAUUAUGAUAUUCUACUUGGUCAAAGAAGGAAGAAACAGGACCAGAGCUUGGGGAGGGACUUGUAUACAGAUUUUGACCAAUGUAUGAAAAAUCUCCUCAUGAGAAGAGCUGCCAAAAAGUAGAAUGGGUGCCCAGGAGGGGUGAGCUCCUAGAGAUAUUGAAGCAAAGGAGGACUUGGCAAUGUGAUGUAGUUAUGUAAUACCAUGUUUCAGGCAAGGAGUUGAAAUUCCUCACCAGCUCCAACUUCCCAUGCCUUGUUUUCCUGAGGCUGCUGUCUGCAGGACUUGAGAUCUAUCUCUAAAGGGGUGUUGCUUUGCUACCUGAACUAUCAAGAUCCCAUAUUUCUCCUUCCUCAGGGAAGGUUGUUCCUGCUGGCUGGGUUUAUUCUGCCCAUAAGUCAUUCCAUCUUUUCUUAUGGUUAUGGCUGUAGAGAAGGCUCUACUGAAUGGAGAACUAAUAAAAAGCCCAAUGAGAUUCUAA
Antechinus flavipes (yellow-footed antechinus) is the source of this 2629-nucleotide messenger RNA. It is a transcript of the gene F2RL3, whose product is annotated as F2R like thrombin or trypsin receptor 3. Gene Ontology annotation, cellular component: membrane. The transcript has 2 exons. NCBI's taxonomy places the organism in Eukaryota, Metazoa, Chordata, Mammalia, Dasyuromorphia, Dasyuridae. The coding region runs from base 561 to 1736 and encodes 391 amino acids. Gene Ontology annotation, biological process: blood coagulation; phospholipase C-activating G protein-coupled receptor signaling pathway; thrombin-activated receptor signaling pathway. The record is from RefSeq and is a predicted model, not a curated record. Gene Ontology annotation, molecular function: thrombin-activated receptor activity.